AUGCUGCACAACUACAACAUUCGGGGACCAAAGUACAAAAACGACCGCUCCUCGGCUGGCUCUUCCACAGCAGCGCCCGCCGAGCUGCUCGCCUGCUGCGCACGCGUGUACUUGCCCUACGUGCGCCGUAGCCAAUCGACUGAAGCUCGAGACCCUCGAGGCCGGAAGACCGCACUAGCGCCGGACGUGACGUCUCGGCCGGCCGCGGUGGGGCCCCGGGCAGGAACCGAACUCCUCUCGGCACCCAAGGCCGGGCCCUGCACAACGGAGGAUCUGGGCGUCCGGGAGGGCGAGGGGCGGUCUGAGCGAGCGCGGCUCACGGGACUGUUUCUGCUUUGCCUUCAGCCGAAGCAGCUUCCCGACAAGUGGCAGCACGACCUUUUCGACAGCGGCUUCGGAGGUGGUGCGGGCGUGGAGACGGGGGGAAAGCUGUUGGUGUCCAACCUGGACUUCGGAGUGUCAGACGCGGAUAUUCAGGAACUCUUUGCUGAAUUUGGAACACUGAAGAAGGCAGCUGUGCACUAUGAUCGCUCUGGACGAAGUUUAGGAACAGCAGAUGUGCACUUUGAACGGAAGGCAGACGCCCUGAAGGCUAUGAAGCAGUACAACGGGGUCCCCCUGGAUGGCCGUCCCAUGAACAUCCAACUUGUCACAUCACAGAUUGAAACACAACGGAGACCUGCACAGAGCAUAAACAGAGGUGGCAUGACUAGAAACCGUGGCUCUGGAGGUUUCGGUGGUGGUGGCGGCGCCCGGAGAGGGACCCGUGGAGGCAGCAGGGGAAGAGGCAGAGGCACUGGCAGGAACUCAAAGCAGCAGCUUUCUGCGGAGGAGCUGGACGCACAGCUGGACGCCUAUAAUGCAAGGAUGGAUACCAGCUAAACUGCCGACCGAGUGGAGAGGACCCAGUGCUUCGUCUGCUCUCUUGGGAGGAGGGGAUGGGGACUGGGCUGUGUGGCCAAUGACAGACUUGUUUCUUUUAUGUUUUAAGAUAGGAUUUAAAAACUCAUGUAAAGGUUUUUUUCUUUUUUCAUUUUCUCUUUUUUUUUUUUUUUUUUCUUUCUUUUUUUUUAAAUUCUGAAACAGACCUGUUUUGUACCGAGUUAUUUUUGGGAUAAAUUUUACUGGUUGCUGUUGUGGAAAAGGUGGCAU
Molecule: messenger RNA, 1152 nt
Organism: Fukomys damarensis (Damara mole-rat)
Lineage: Eukaryota; Metazoa; Chordata; Mammalia; Rodentia; Bathyergidae
Gene: Alyref
Product: Aly/REF export factor
Exons: 7
Coding region: 1-882 (293 amino acids)
Biological process (GO): mRNA export from nucleus
Cellular component (GO): nucleus
Molecular function (GO): mRNA binding
Source: RefSeq, a predicted model, not a curated record